Molecule: messenger RNA, 1746 nt
Organism: Lachancea dasiensis
Lineage: Eukaryota; Fungi; Ascomycota; Saccharomycetes; Saccharomycetales; Saccharomycetaceae
Source: the annotation of a GenBank genome assembly
AUGUCCAGAAUAAGUGCCCUUUUGAAGAAACUCGAGGUCGAACCAGAUGGUCGUCCGCUGUCAGUGUUGAGGAAUCCUGAUCUGGAGCCCAUACCCCAUGCCAAGCGCCAAUGGGCAUUUUGGUCUUUUUUCGCAUAUUACGGUUUGCCGAAUGUCUCAGCAGCUACCUUUAGCAUCGGCUCUGCGCUUUUGACUUUGGGCCUUAACAUCAAACAAUCUAUUGGCACUAUUAUCGUAGGCAACAUAGUAAUUUCACUGUACACGGUAUUAAAUUCCAAUCCCGGGUACAAGUACCAUAUUGGAUACACUCUCGAGCAGCGCAUGCUUUUUGGCAUCUAUGGAUCUGUGAUCGGUAUAAUUAUCAGGGUAGGUCUUUCGGUUGUUCUUUAUGGGUAUCUAUCAUGGUUGGGGGCGCUAUGCCUGAACUUGAUAUUGAGCUCAUGGUCCAAGUCCUACAUGAAUAUGACGAACACCUUCCCCGAGUCUGUUCCGAUGACUAAAAGAGAUUGCAUUUCGUUUCUCAUUUUCCAGCUGAUCCAAAUGCCUCUCAGUUUUGUGCAUCCGAGGAAAAUAAACGGUGCGGGCAUUGUCUUCUGCUUUAUGGCCAUAUUUUCCGUCAUUGGUGUACUUGCCUACACGGUCAGUGCUAAUGGCGGACCAGGCCCUCUGUACUAUGAAAGCCAAGAUUUGACAGCCAACCAGCGGGCUUGGACGUGGUUACUGGCGAUUACCAUUUGGUAUAGUGGUAUGUCUCCCGUGAUCGCAAACCAGUCAGACUAUUCCAGAUAUGGGUCUCAUCAAUUAAAAAUGAACCUCGGUGUCACACUCGGAGUAUGUUUGACAGGGACUCUAGCCCCUGUAGCCGGAAUGUUCAGCGCAUCUGCAACCCAACAGCUUUACGGUGAGCCGUUUUGGCUCCCCACAGACAUGGCCCUAAAAUGGCUUCAAGAUGGCUAUUCGGCAAAAGCACGCUGCGCCGUGUUUUUCCUCGGUCUGAGCUUCACCGGAACGCAACUCGUGGUAAACAUGACACAAAAUGGGUACGCGUGCGGGAUGGACUUGGCAGGAAUUUUCCCCAAAUAUGUCAACAUAACGCGGGGUACGAUUUUUGUUCAGCUUAUCUCAUGGGUUGUUCAGCCAUGGACAUUUUUCAACACGUCUUCUGCCUUUCUUGACAGUAUGACUUCAUUUGGCAUCUUCACCACCCCGAUCAUGGCCAUCAAUGCAGUGGACUACUAUCUAGUGCGGAAAACUCGCAUUUCUAUCGCUGAUCUAUUUACCUUGGAUCACAAGGGUGCAUAUUGGUUUUACCGGGGCUUCAAUCUUAGGGCCAUAUUUGCUUUACUUCUGGGAAUUGCUUUGGGCUUACCUGGCCUCGCUUUUUCUGUCAACACAAACUUCAAGCCAAAUAACGCGUUGAACAAUUAUUAUAGUGGAUACACGUUCUUCACGGUGAUAAUAUCUGGCUUGACGUACUAUAUCUUGACUCUAAUUUUCCCAAUCAAGCAGCGCGUUGGGGUGACGGAUGAUAAGGACUUUUUCAAUGCCUUCAGCCUCGCGGAGUGUCAAAGCAUAGGCAUGAUGCCAUACUCGGAAGAAUUGGAAGGUGAAUACAUGAAACUGGAGAAGGGCGAAGUGGAAAGAAGGGACCAAGACUCAACUCGCAAGGCUACGUCGCCACGGGUAUCAACGUCAUCUCACUCAGAAACGAAAAUGGUCAUAGAAAUUGCCACCCCCAAAGAGUAA